AUGAAAACAUCAUCAUCAAGCUCAUUGAGCAUAUCGAGAUCAAGUAAUUUGGAAUCACCUUCAAUGUCACUGAUUUCCAGCAAAAUAUCCAAUGAAGAUACCAAGAAUAAACCAGAAACAGACCCAGAAGAUAAAACAAAAUGUAACAAGCAUGAAGGUGAAUCGAUAGCAGUAGCAGUAGCAGAAUCGUCUAACCAACAGAUUAAACAACAGAACGAAGAACGGGAACAUCCUCAAGAUGAACCAAAACAAGAGUUGAUUGAAUGUUUGAAUGAAUACAUUUUCACUAGUCAAUGUGGUAAUGGGCAAACUUUUAAUAAUUUUCCAAUUAUUGUUAGAAUUCCUAUUAAUGAUAAACAAGGAAGACAAGAAGUUGAGAAUUUCAUUUCUGGAUGUUCAGGUAUAUCUGCAGUUUAUCAUCAUGAUCAUCAUCAAGAGAAAACGGAAAUUGAUAAAGCAACAACCAAUUAUUUCAACAUAGGUUUUACUACAAAGAAGGAAUUGGAUGAUUUGAUUUAUAAAUUGUAUCAAGAACAAAUUGUUUAUGAAUUGGAUUAUUCAAAGUUUAUAUCCCAUCCAGGAAUUCUUUUCAUUAAAAAUUUGUCGAGUAAUUUAAUGUUUGAUAAUAAUAAUAAUAAUUAUAAUUCUCCGGAAGAAGGUGAAGUCAAAGGCAAAGGUGAAGGUGAAAAAGUGGAAACGGAAACGGAAACGGAAACGGAAACGGAAACAGAAACAGACACAGAGUCAAUCACCAUAUUGGAGUCAACUGAACCCAAGCAUAAAUUGUUUGAAUUUUUAAUGGACAAUUCAUAUUUUAAAUCAUUACAAGAGGUGAAAAUUUUCAAUAAUGAUAAUAACAAUAUUUCCACUAUUCCAUUGUCAUCAUUUGCCAUUGUUAAAUUUUCUAAUCAUUUGGAUGUUGAUAUUUUGAUUAAAAAAUAUAACAAAUAUACCCCCAAUAUUUUCAAUAAUAAUACUAAUAUUCCAUUAUUUCUCAAUAAAUAUCUUAAUCGAAAGGAACGAUUUGUGUUUCCUGGUGCCCCAAAUUUGGCCAACACCACUAAUGCAACUAGUCCAACUGCAAACAAUCCAACAAGACCAAUGGAUAAUUUUAAUCUUAUAAUUGUUGAAAACUUGCUCAAUUUCUUGCCUCGAAUAAAAUUGAAUCAAGAGGAAUUUACUGGGUUUAUCAAUAAAUUUAAUAGUUUUGGGACUUUAGUGGAUCAAAUAUAUUUCCCACUUUCUGAUAAGGGAGCAACUUUGGAAGAGAUCAAAACUUUGGAUUUUGGAUUUAUUAAAUUCAAGCAACCAAGCAAUAACAACAACAACAACACCAAUAACAAUAACAAUGUAAUGGAAAAUACUUUACGAAUAUUGUAUUAUUUGAAUGGAUUAACUUGGGAAGAAUUUAAUCAAUUGGAUGUCAACAAUUUACCUUCAUUUUUACAAGAUGCCAAAUUUGAACAGCACGAGCUACCAAGUGACGAUGGUGAAGAUGGCAAUGGCAAUGAUAAUGAAAAUGAAAAUGAAGCAACCAAUCAUCAAGCCCCAAAUCAAGGUAAACUCUCAAUAACGAUUGCCCAACAUAAACAUAAUCAUUAUUUGUUUGCUCAAUCUAACAGUUUAUACUUAUCAAUGGGGAAAGAUUGUAAGAUAUCCAUUAGUUUCCCUAAUCCAGUAUUUAUUUUUAAUCAAUUUUCACGAAGUUUAAAUUAUCAAGAAACAAAUAUUUAUGUAAAUAAUUUACCUAUUGUAUUUAAUAAUGAUGAUUGUACAUGGGAAUCAUUUUGGAGUCAAUUUGGAAUAAUCAAAUCGGCCAAAAUUAUUAAACCUCAAUUUUAUCAUGAAUAUGAAGAUGAUCAUAAAUCAGGUAAGAUUGGAUUUGUAUUUUAUAAGACAUUUAAAAUGGCUAUUCGAGCCAUAUUAAUGACAAAUAAUAAAGUGGUCAAUGUUGGACAUUUUAACCCUAUUGUCAUUCAAUCUUCAUUUGCCAUUCAAAAAUCAAAUUCAAAUAAAGAAUUGAAACAAAAUAAUAACCACAAUGGUUUAUCUAUUACUAAUUCUAAUCAAAUUGGAACAAACAAUACCGUGGCUGCCACAACAGCAGCUGCAGUAGCUGCAGCGGCAACAGUGGCAAAUCAAUCAUAUUAUACUUAUCAACCAAUGAUGCCAUAUUAUUAUGGCUAUCCUGCUACUCCUUACCAAUUUGCCAAUGUUUUGCCUGGUCCGAUUCCACCCCCACCUCCUGGUGCUGGUGCUAGUGCUGCAAAUUCUGUGGCUGGUGACAAUAAUAGAAAUACGGCAAUUUCUACUACUACUACUGCUGCUGCUGCUGCUGCUGCUGGGUACUCCAAUUAUUUGAUACCAGCAAGAGGUUAUCCAUAUUAUUAUUUCAAAUUGGGUGUAGAUAAGUCAAACAAGGAAUAA
Messenger RNA from Candida dubliniensis CD36, 2427 nucleotides. RefSeq lists its product as uncharacterized. The record is from RefSeq and is a predicted model, not a curated record. The transcript has a single exon. Lineage: Eukaryota; Fungi; Ascomycota; Pichiomycetes; Serinales; Debaryomycetaceae. The coding region runs from base 1 to 2427 and encodes 808 amino acids. Gene Ontology annotation, molecular function: RNA binding.